Alexandromys fortis (reed vole) is the source of this 4653-nucleotide messenger RNA. It is a transcript of the gene Malrd1, whose product is annotated as MAM and LDL receptor class A domain containing 1. Lineage: Eukaryota; Metazoa; Chordata; Mammalia; Rodentia; Cricetidae. Gene Ontology annotation, cellular component: membrane. Gene Ontology annotation, molecular function: protein binding. The record is from RefSeq and is a predicted model, not a curated record. The transcript is spliced from 27 exons. The coding region runs from base 1 to 4653 and encodes 1550 amino acids.
AUGAAGAGUUCAUAUGUGCAUCUGCCCUUUGGUGUCCAGAAGACAAUGUUUCCUUAUAAGUACCUGCCAUUUCUGGCUCUUACAUUUUCUAUUCCCUCUUCCCUGAAGAACCUGGAGUGUUACGGGACAGUUGCUGAUUGUGACUUUGAAGCAAACAGCUGUGGGUGGUUUGAAGCCAGUGGCGGUGACGAUUUUGACUGGACGUGGAGCUCUCAAAGCAGUCUCUCUGCUGAUUUUGAGCAGCAAGCCCCACCUGGAGAUCACACUCAUGGCACAGCUCAAGGGCAUUUCAUGUUCAUUUUGAAAAACAGCAGCAACUUGUUUCAAACUGCCAAACUUCAGAGCCCAACGUUCAGCCAGACAGGGCCCCAGUGCACACUGUCAUUCUGGUUUUAUAACUAUGGACUGUCAGUGGGAGCAGCUGAGUUGCAACUACAUCUAGAAAAUUCCAAGGAUGCCACAGCCCUUUGGAGAGUGCUAUAUAACCAAGGAAACCAAUGGUCAGAGGCAACUGUCCAGCUCGGACGCCUCACUGAGCCCUUCUACCUGUCACUAAAGAAAGUCAGUCUGUCGGUUUAUAGUGGGGUCUCUGCUAUCGAUGACAUUCAUUUUGAAGGUUGUGCUCUUCCUCCUCCGGUCGAGAGCUGUGAUGAGCCAGAUCACUUCUGGUGUGGACAGACAAAGGCUUGCGUGGGAAGACAUCAGCUCUGUGACCUGGUCGAUGAUUGUGGAGAUCGCACAGAUGAGAUUGACUGUGCACCUGAAUUACAGUGUGACUUUGAAAAUGGAAUUUGUAACUGGGAACAAAGUGUGGAAGAUGACUUCGACUGGACUAGGAACCAGGGUCCAACUUCAACACUGAACACAGGCCCAAUGAAGGAUAACACUCUGGGCACAGCCACGGGACACUACCUCUAUAUAGAAACAUCGGGGCCACAGGGUUUUCAAGACAAAGCUGUUUUACUCAGUCCGAUCCUUAAUGCCACGGAAGCAAGUAACUGCACCUUCCGCCUGUACUACCACAUGUUUGGAAAGCAUAUUUACCAGCUGGCAGUCUACCAGAGAAUCUGGAGCAAUUCCAGGGGACAGCUGCUGUGGCAGAUAUUUGGGGAUCAAGGCGACAGAUGGAUAAGGAAACACCUCCCAAUUUCCAGCAGGCAACCCUUUCAGAUCUUGAUCGUGGCUUCAGUUGGAGAUGGCUUCACUGGUGAUAUUGCAAUUGAUGAUCUGUCAUUCAUGGAUUGUACCCUCUACCCAGGUAAUUUGCCAAUGGACAUUCCAAAUCCACCAGAACCUUCAGUUCCAGUGACUGUGCCUCCACACAACUGCACAGAUGAUGAAUUUGUCUGUAGGUCUAACGGUCACUGUGUUGGAAAAAUCCAGCAAUGUGACUUCAGAAAUGACUGCCCUGACAAGUCAGAUGAAUCCUCUUGUGUUCUGGAGGUUUGUACAUUUGAAGAGAGAAACCUAUGUAAAUGGUACCAGCCAGAGCCUGCAAAUUCACCCCACGACGCAAAUACAUUCAGGUGGGGACUCAGUAAUGGGAUCAGUAUUCACCAUGGGGAAGAAAACCACAGACCAUCAGUAGAUCACACAAAAAAUACCACAGAUGGUUGGUACCUGUAUGCUGACAGUUCAAAUGGGAAGUUUGGUGACCUGGCUGACAUCCUCACUCCUGUCAUCUCUCUCAUGGGACCAAGGUGUACUUUGGUGUUCUGGACGUAUAUGAAUGGUGCCACAGUAGGUUCUCUCCAGGUGCUCAUCAAAAAAGGCAAUGUUAUCUCCAAAGUGUGGGCUCAGAGUGGACAGCAAGGGCCACGGUGGAAGAAAGUGGAAGUGUUCUUGGGCACCCACUCACAUGCAGAGAUUGUCUUUAGGGCAAAACGUGGUAUCAGUUACAUAGGAGAUGUGGCAGUCGAUGAUGUUUCCUUCCGAGAUUGCUCCCCAUUACUUAACACAAACAGAAAGUGUGCUGCUGACGAAUUCACGUGUGCUUCCAAGCACUGCAUUCUAAAGGACAGGCUGUGUGACUUUGUGAAUGACUGUGCAGAUAACUCAGAUGAGACUAUGUUCAUCUGUGGUACCUCUGGUGGGCGAUGUGACUUCGAAUUUGACCUUUGUGCCUGGGAACAGGAUCAGGAUGAGGGUUUUGACUGGAAUCUGAAAUCCAGCAACGUCCCAACUACAAGCACGGAGCCAGCUGUAGACCAUACACUGGGAAACUCUUCUGGUCAUUACAUCCUUCUUAAAACCUAUUUCCCACAGCAGUCCGUGAAAACAGCCAGAAUUUCAAGCCCAGUUAUAAGCAAGAGAAGCAAAGACUGCAAGAUAAUUUUUAAUUAUCACAUGUAUGGUCCUGGCAGUAGGAACCUCAUCUUGCUCCAAGUGACAGUCACAAACCACACAAAGACACUGCUCAAUCUCAUUGAAGAACAAGGCAAUUUCUGGCAGAGAAAAGAAUUGUUGUUGUCUAGUGAUGAAGACUUUCGACUCAAAUUUGAAGGCAGAGUUGGGGAAGGCUACCCUGGCAAUAUCGCCCUUGAUGACAUUGUGCUUACAAAGGGAUGUCUGCCAUCUCUCGGCUUCACAGAGGAAGACUUGGCUCCUCCCCUUCCAACAGGUUUUUGCCCACAUGGCUAUAAAGAAUGUCAAAAUGGCAGAUGCUAUAGUCCAGAGCAGAGCUGUAAUUUUGCAGAUGACUGUGGGGAUAACAGUGAUGAAAAUGAAUGUGGUGGUUCCUGCACUUUUGAGAAAGGUUGGUGUGGCUGGAAGAACUCCCUAGCUGAAAACUCAGACUGGGUUUCAGGAAUUGGCUCUCAUAAAAGUCGUCGACCCCCCAGAGACCACACACUUGGGAAUGAGCAUGGUCACUUCAUGUAUCUUGAGGCCACCCCAGUGGGUCUUCGCGGUGACAAAGCCCACUUCACGAGUGCCAUUUGGAAAGAAUCCAGCGCUGCCUGCACUAUGAGCUUCUGGUACUUCAUAUCUGAAAAAGCCACAGGGUCCAUUCAAAUUCUCAUUAAGACAGAUAAAGGACUGUCAGAAGUAUGGCAACAAAGCAAGCCAGACCCUGAUAAUCAUUGGCAAAAGGCCACCAUCCUGUUGGGAAAAUUAAGGAAUUUCAAGGUCAUAUUUCAAGGAAUCAGAACAAAGGAUCUAGGAGGUGGAGCUGCGAUUGAUGAUAUUGAAUUCAAGAACUGCACAACUGUAGGCGAAACUGCUGAGAUUUGCUCGGAAGCCACAGACUUUUUGUGCCAGGACAAGACAUGCAUUGCAUCCCACCUCGUUUGUGACUACAAGCCUGAUUGCUCUGACAGGUCUGAUGAAGCUCAUUGUGGUUAUUAUGUGAGCACAGCAGGAAGCUGCAAUUUUGAAACAGCAUCUGAAGACUGGACUGUAGUUUGUGGUCUCACCCAAGAUCCUGAAGAUGACUUGGAUUGGGCCAUUGGCAGCACAAUUCCUACUGAAGCUUUGAACCCUGAUUCUGAUCACACACCAGGUAGUGGUCGGCAUUUCCUGUACAUCAACUCUUCUGUCUCCAAACAAGGGUCUAUUGCAAGAAUCAUUACCUCUCAGCUCUUUCCGGCCAGCCUUGGAAUGUGUACUGUUCGGUUCUGGUUCUACAUGGUGGAUCCCCAGAUUAUGGGGAUUUUAAAGGUGUAUAUCAUUGAGGAAUCAGGACUAAACAUCUUGAUGUGGUCCAUAAUGCAAAGCAAAGACACUGGAUGGACCUAUGCACAUGUACCUCUCUCUAGUAAUAGUCCAUUCAAGGUGGUGUUUGAAGCUGACUUAGGUGGAAAGGAAGACAUCUUUAUUGCUCUUGAUGAUAUCACUUUUACCCCUGAAUGUGCUUCUGGAGGUCCGGCCUUACCACAGCCAUCAUUGUGUGAAGAAGACCAGUUUGCUUGUUUCUACAGCACCCAGUGUGUCCCUGACGCAGAGAAGUGUGAUGGACGGGAAGACUGUAUAGAUGGAUCUGAUGAAAUAGAUUGCUCUUCCAGCCCCUCUCCUCAACUCUGCAGUAAUACCGAAUUCCAGUGCUCGGAAAGCCAGUGUAUCCCAUCUCUCCUGCUUUGCGAUGGAGUGGCUGACUGCCACUUUAAUGAAGACGAAUCCAGCUGCGCCAAUCAGAGCUGCCCCAAUGGAGCUUUGAUGUGCAACUCAUCAGGCAUCUGUGUCCCAUCUCACCAGCGCUGUGAUGGUAUGGCCCACUGUGAUCACUUCCAACUCGAUGAGUCCAGCUGCUCAGAGUGUCCUGUAUAUUAUUGCAGAAAUGGUGGCACUUGUGUGGUAGAGAAUAUUGGUCCCAUGUGUAGGUGUAGACAAGGAUGGACUGGAAAUCGAUGCCACAUCAGGUCUAAACCUUCUAGUGCAGGAUUAAUUUACACACAGAAUUACAUAUGGACUCUGCUGGGUAUCGGAUUCGGGUUCCUUGUGACCCAUAUUGCAGUGGCCAUCUUGUGUUGUCUUGUAAACAGAAGAAGAAUGACGAGGAAAUCUGAGGGGGGUGGCAACUGUGCCUUUGUCAAUCCAGUUUAUGGGAAUUGCAUGAACCCAGAGAAAACAGAGAGUUCCAUCUAUUCUUUCUCGAAUCCAUUUUAUGGUGCAAAAUCAGAAAGCCUGGAAACAAUAGCUCAUCAUCUCAAAUCAUAA